Peniophora sp. CBMAI 1063 is the source of this 1125-nucleotide messenger RNA. The record is from the annotation of a GenBank genome assembly. NCBI's taxonomy places the organism in Eukaryota, Fungi, Basidiomycota, Agaricomycetes, Russulales, Peniophoraceae.
AUGGGCGAUGUAGAGGUGUCCGGGUCGUUCGUGGGCAAGCUCCAGUUGUCGACGGGGCCACUGCUGUUCCAGACAGCGCUGUUCGGCAUGCACACAUUGCUCGUUGUCUUGUCGGUGUACAUUCUCACCGGCAAGGGUCUGAGCGUGAGACGCCGCGCGAUACUACUCGCUCUGAUACUAGUGAUAUACGCCUGCAGCACGAUGCAUUGGGCUAUUGCGCUUGACUCGUUCCGCAAGCUCAUCGCACAUCCUGGGCAAGCGCCAGGACCCGCACCGGCGGUUACGAUUACGGGCGUCGUGGCCAUAGGUGUGAACGUCGCGCUCAGUGAUGCGAUUGUGCUUUGGAGAGCUCAUGUACUCUGGGGUCGAGGUCGUAUCGCCGUUUUCGUUUCGCUCUUCCUUCUCGUCCUGACACCAACCUUUCUACUUACGAACGUCGUCAUCCUCGCAAAGACUACUCUGUCGAGAAAGUCGCUUGCGCAAACGGCGGGCGAUACGGUCAUCGGGAGUCUCGGAGUGCUAUCAUCGUGUGUGACGAACAUCUGGGCGACUUCUUUGGUGGUACUACGGACGGUGAAGUACCGCAGAGAGUUCAUGAAGUUCCUUCGGAACUAUCGGCAAGGACGGUCAGAGAGGGUGCUCAUGCUCCUGGCCGAGAGCGGUAUCCUGUACUGCGUAUUCUGGAUCGUGAUAUCGGCUCUGGCCUUCGUCGGUAUAGACGAUGCCCGGACGGAGGACAAGUCAUCCGGACCACUCAUGGCACAGUCCAUCGUGUUCGCCGGCAUGGCCCAGCUCUGCGGCAUAUACCCGACCGUGAUCAUUGUAGCCGUGUGCCUCCAAGGCGUCACCUACAACCCGAACAUUUUCACCGGCCAGAUACCUGGCCCAGAUGUCGAGAACGGGCACGUGUCGACUGAACUCGAGUUUGCUCCGCGCUGUCGCAGUCGUACCCCGGCAACGGUUAGGACUCGAGAUCGGAGGAGCAUAAUCACCAUCUCUGUCGGCUUACAGCUUUCUGAGCUCUCGGUAGGGCCCGAAACAGAACAGGAGUCGCGCGAGCAGUGUCAGCGGAGACGGCAAGAGACCGAGGAGAAGAAAUUUGUACGGUCCGACGAAGUGCUGUAA